AUGGCUUCAAAAGUAGAUAAAAAAAAAAAGUCAAAAGCUAAAUUGAACUCUGAAUUAAGCAAAAAAAAAGAUAUAAAGAAUAAAUUAGAAGAAAACUAUGAUAAUAAAAAUGAUAGCAAAUCAACGGUAUCUACUGCAGUUGAUUCCGAAGUAAAAUUUCAGGUUUCAAAUAAUUUAUUAAGCAAAAAAAAAGGUAAGAAAAAUAUAAGUAAUUUAAAUCAAAAGAAUUUAAAAGCAAAUGAAAUUGAAAAAAAAAACGAAGACAAGAAACUAAAACAAAAUAAAAAAAAAGCAAAGAUAGAAAAAAAAGAUGUAUCAGAUUCAUCAGAUUCAAGUGAUAGUGAUAGUGAUCAAGAAGAAAAAAAAAUAAAUGAAAAAGAGAAAAAUAAACAAGAUUCAAGUUCAGGUUCAAGCUCAAGUUCAGAUUCAGAUUCAGAUUCAACUGUUGAAAGCAAGAAUGUAUUAAAUAAAAAAAAUAAAGGUUCUUCUAAAGUUAAAAAAGAAGAAAAAGAGUUGGAGAAAGAAAAAUUAGAAUCAGAUUCAGAAUCAGAAUCAGAUUCAGAUUCAGAUUCAGAUUCAGAUUCAGAUUCAGAUUCAGAUUCAGACGAAGAAAAGGAUAAAGAUAAGAAAAAAAAAAAAGAAAAAAAAAAAAAAGUAGAAAGGGAAGAAGUAGAACCUGAAUUAGAUUCAGAAGAAUCAGAGAAAGAAAAAGAGAAAAAAAAAAAAAAUGAAAAAGAAAAAAAAAAGAAGAUAGAAAAGAAAGAAGGAAAAGAAGAAAAGGUAGAAAAAGAAUCUAGUUCAGAUUCAGAUUCAGAUUCAGAUUCAGAUGAAUCAGAAGAGGAAAAAGAAGCAAAAGAAAAAGAGAAUAUGCAAGAAAAAGAAAAGUCAGAGUCGGAUUCAGAUUCAGAUGAUUCAGAUGAUUCAGAUGAUUCAGAUGACUCAGAUGAAGAAAAAGAAAAAAAAGUGGGAAAAGAAAAAGUAGAUGGAAAACAGGAAUCAGAUUCAGAUUCAGAUUCAGAUGAAUCAGAUGAAGAGAAAGAGAAGAAAGGGAAAAAAGAAGAAAAGGUGGAAAAAAAAGAAAAAAUAGAAAAAUUAGAAAAAGAAAAAUCCAGUUCAGAUUCAGAUUCAGAUUCAGAUUCAGAUUCAGAAGAAUCAAAUGAAGAUGAAAAAGUAGAUGAAGAAAAAGAAGUAAAAAAAGUUGAAAAAAAAAAUUCGGAUUCGGAUUCAGAUUCAGAUUCAGAUUCAGAUGAAGAAUCAGAUGAAGAAAAAGAAAAAAACAUUUCCGAUAAAGUUAACAAAGAAAUUGAAGAAGAGAAAAAAGAAUUAAAUGGAAUAGAAGGAAAAAAUAAAAGAAAAAAUGCUAGUGAAAAUGUAAAUAAAGAAAAUAAAAAGCAAAAAAUGAAUAAUGCAGAUUAUGAACAGAAUUUCAAUGAUGAACAAAUGAAAGAAGAAUUUAUAGUAACCUUACUUAAUAUAAGUAGAAAUACUAAAGAAGCUGAUUUAAGAAACUUUUUAAAAGAUCUAUUAAAUGAGGAUUUCGAUGAAAAAAAAAUAUUUAUACAUAUUAAUGCUUAUAAUAAUAGUGCUUAUAUAUAUUGCUCAGACAGAAAAAUAAAGGAUAAGCUUUUAUCAAAAAAUAAUGAAUAUUUUAAGGGAGUACCUGUGAAAUUUCUUGAAAAUCCUAAUGUUUCAAGCAAGAUCAUUCUUUAUCAUACUAGUAAAAAUACAACUCAAGACGAUGCUAGGAGAAUGUUUGAAAAAUUUGGUAAUAUAGUUGAAGUUUAUUUCACUAAUAAUAAACCAAAAAUUUUUGUUGUAUUUGAUAAUCUUGAAAGUUGCAUUAAAUCAUUAGAACAGGAUGGUUGUCUUUUGAAUGAAAAUUUUAUUCAUGUUUCACUAACAUUAAAUAAUGGUCCAUCAGAUAAUACUAAUAAUAGUAAUAAGAAAUUUAAUAAUAACAAUGGAGGAAAUAAGAAAAGAUCAGGAAAAGGUUUUUCAGGUAACAAUUUCGGUAAUUAUAAUAAAUUUAACAAUAAAUUUAGUAAUGGAAAUAAUAAUAAUGGCAAUAAUAAUAAUAAUAAUAAUAACAAAUUUAACUCUAAACCAUUUAAUAAUUUUAAAAAUAAAAAAAAUUUUUAA
Messenger RNA from Plasmodium relictum, 2139 nucleotides. Its product is annotated as conserved Plasmodium protein, unknown function. The record is from RefSeq and is a predicted model, not a curated record. Bases 1 to 2139 code for a protein of 712 amino acids. Gene Ontology annotation, biological process: mRNA splicing, via spliceosome. Gene Ontology annotation, cellular component: ASAP complex; cytoplasm; nucleoplasm. NCBI's taxonomy places the organism in Eukaryota, Apicomplexa, Aconoidasida, Haemosporida, Plasmodiidae. The transcript is spliced from 2 exons. Gene Ontology annotation, molecular function: RNA binding.